Messenger RNA from Anolis carolinensis (green anole), 9894 nucleotides. It is a transcript of the gene dop1b, whose product is annotated as DOP1 leucine zipper like protein B. The record is from RefSeq and is a predicted model, not a curated record. Lineage: Eukaryota; Metazoa; Chordata; Lepidosauria; Squamata; Anolidae. Gene Ontology annotation, cellular component: trans-Golgi network; endosome. The coding region runs from base 285 to 7157 and encodes 2290 amino acids. The transcript is spliced from 37 exons. Gene Ontology annotation, biological process: Golgi to endosome transport.
GGACAUGGUACGUCCCCAUCUGUCUGCCGGAGGGAGGAUCGGGGAGCUGUUCCAUCCUCCGCUUCCUCCUCCCUCCCCUCCAGGGUUCUGCUUGGGACCUUCCCAGCCCGGGACACGUCGCCGCAGCAGAAGCAGAGAAGCAACAGUCGGGAGGAAGAGGAGGAGGAGGAGGAGGAGGCAGCUGCUUCUGCCUUGCCUUCCCGCUUAGAGGGAGCACCCGGAGUUCCGCCUUCACCUUUUUCUUCAGGUGUUUCCCAAAAAGGUUUGGGCAAUGAACAUUUAAAAUGGACCCAGAGGAACAGGAGCUGCAUGGUGAUUAUCGAUACAGAAAUUAUUCUUCGGCAAUUGACAAAGCUUUGAGGAACUUUGAAUCUUCAAGUGAAUGGGCAGAUCUUAUAUCUUCUCUUGGUAAACUUAACAAGGCUCUUCAAAGUAAUUUGAAAUAUUCCCUUUUACCAAGACGCCUGAUAAUCAGCAAAAGAUUGUCUCAGUGUUUACAUCCAGCUUUACCUAGUGGAGUGCAUCUAAAAGCGCUAGAAACUUAUGAAAUAAUAUUUAAAAUCAUUGGAACCAAAUGGCUUGCAAAGGACUUGUUUUUAUACAGCUCAGGCCUGUUUCCCUUGCUGGCAAAUGCAGCAAUGUCAGUAAGGCCUGUUCUUCUUGGUCUAUAUGAAAAGUAUUUUAUCCCACUUCAGAAGUCCCUGCUGCCAAGUCUCCAAGCCUUCUUAAUAGGGCUUCUGCCUGGACUAGAGGAAGGGUCAGAAAUCUAUGAGAGAACAGAUGCUUUGCUUGUGAAAUUGUCCCUAGUAAUUGGCAAAGAAGUGUUUUAUUCAGCACUAUGGGGGAGUGUACUAGUUAGUCCUUCCAUAAGGCUACCUGCGUCCCUUUUUGUUGUUAGUCACAUCAACAGAGAAUUAUCGGGAAAGCAGCAAAAUUAUAUGCUGGGCACUGAUGGGAAACUCACGAUCAAAGCUUUCUGUGUGUCGAUGCUGGAUUCAAAUGUUCUUGUACAAAGAAACAUUUUGGAAGUGGUCCUCUUCUUCUUCCCAUUUUAUUCAUCUUUGGAUCCCAAUGAAAGUGCCAUUCCACUAUCUAGAACUGACAUAGUUCAUCUUCUCUCAGCGGCUACCCAAACUCUCUUAAGAAGGGAUAUGUCCUUAAACAGAAGGUUAUAUGCAUGGUUACUAGGUUCUGAUAUCAAAGGAGGUACUUUUGUACUGGAUUCAUCUAUUUCCAUGUCUGAAGAAGACCAUGCCCUCUAUUUCUUUGGAAAAUAUUCCAAAGAUCUUUUAGUUGAGGGACUGAUUGAAAUCCUGCACCAGAAAUCUACAGAAUCAGAUUUGGAUGAACAACAUAACGCCUAUUUGAAACCAUUCCGCAUUCUCGUCAGCUUACUUGACAAACCUGAAAUAGGGCCACCGGUUGUUGCUGAUUUGUUUCUUGAAGUGAUCAGAGCAUUCUAUGGCUAUUGCAAAGAGACAGUGGGUUCUGAUCUUAAGCUCAGCUAUAGUCAAACUGGCAAUGUUCUUAUAAGUGCUAUAAGAGAAAACAAGAAUGCAUCCGAAAUUGUUAAAACAGUUAACCUGUUGAUCACAUCCUUAAGCACAGAUUUUCUUUGGGAUUAUAUGACCAGAUGUUUUGAAGAUUGUUUCAGAAGUACAUCAAUGCAGACACAACUUCAUACUAAGCUUGCAACAGUUUCAGAACUCUGCACACUGCUGGUAUUUCUUCUAGAUGUGAUACCAUUGGAACUUUACUCCGAAGUGCAGUCUCUGUAUCUGCCACAGAUGCUCAGCUGUAUUUUGCAAUCACUCCUUGAAAACAUGGAAACUCUAAGUUUACCAGAACUCACUCAUGCCUUAAGGACAUCUUUCAAAGUGCUUAGCAAAGUCCAGAUGCCUCCUGCCUACCUAGGUACUGAAACAGGAAGCUCAGACACUAGCCCUGUAAAAGAAGAAAACCAGGAACUAACUGUGGAAUCCAAAGUUCAUCAGAAUGAGCCAGACACUCCUUUUCCGCCACUCAAGUCUGAAGACAGUGGCAUUGCUCUUAGUGCUUCGUCACCAGAACUGUCACUGCACCUGAGAGUGCCUAGAAUAGUCCCUGAGAAAGAUGAUGUCUGGAAGAAAGGUGGCAGCAUGCAAAAGGCCUUGCAUUGUAUCCAAGAGUUGGUUGCAAAGUUUUCCAGUAAAUACAUAUUUGCAAUUGAUUUGCAAUAUUCCAGUAAUGGGAAUAUUCCCGCAAUACCUGUAAGACAGGAGGAGAACAAAGGAAGGCAUCGCCAAAGUUCUGGAAAUAAUGGCAAGAAAAGACGCUCAUGGGACUCCAAGCAAAUCACUGUGCCUCAGUUUAAGCAGAUGCUGUCAGACUUAUUCACUACCCGAGGAUCACCAUUUAAGCAGAAAGGUCUAGACCCUCCUACUCUUUCCGAUGACCAUGAUAGGCAAAGGGUAAAAGAGGAGGAAGAAUGGGACAUUGACCAGGUUAUGCUUGACUUGGGAGACAUAAAAGAGGACUGCAGAGAGGCCUUUGCAGCUGUAUGCCACCUCUUAUUGGAUUGUACUACAUUCCCGGUCUAUCUUUCCGAAGAAGAAACUGAGCAGCUCUAUUUGUCUCUUUUUCAAGUGCCUGGAGGCUGUGAAUCCAGUUUCCCCAUGUGGCUCAAAUCCUUGAUGACAAUAUGUUGUUGUGUAAAUGACUGCUACAUUCAAAAUGUGGCCAUCUCUGUACUGCUAGAAAUAAUCAACCAUUCCCAGUCAUUAGCACUGGUUAUUGAAGACCGAAUGAAACGAUAUAAAAUUCCUGGGCAAAAUCCCUUCUUUGGAAGAUUGCAGAUGGUCACAGUUCCUCCUAUUACUCCUGGAGUUCUGAAGCUAAUUUCAGAAAAAACUGAGUUCUAUCAGAGAGUUGCUCAGGUGCUUUGGGACCAGCUAAACAAUGAGAAAAGAGAGCAUCACAACACUUGUGUGGAGCUGUUCUACCGUUUACAUUGUCUAGCUCCCUCAGCUAAUAUUUGUGAAGACAUCAUCUGCCAUGCCUUAUUGGAUCAUGAUAAAGGGACAAGGUUAGAGGCACUUUUCCGAUUCUCUAUCAUGUGGCAUUUGACUAGAGAAAUCCAAGGGAGCAGGGUGACAUCCCAUAAUCGAUCUUUUGACAGGUCUCUAUUUGUUGUACUUGAUAGUCUUAAUUGUUCAGAUGGUGCAAUUGGUGCUGCAGCACAGGGCUGGUUGAUUCGAGCCUUGUCACUUAAUGAUGUUGCACGGAUUCUUGAGCCUGUUCUUCUGCUUUUGCUUCAUCCCAAGACACAGCGCACUUCAAUCCACUGCAUCAAACAGAAGAACUCAGCAGAAGACAUGAAUCUCUGGUAUAAGAAGAAAAAAAGCAGCUUCUUGGAGUCCUUGGGAGCUCCUGGACUACAUGAAAGCAGUUCUGAGGAAAGUUUGCCAUUGAGCCAAUUUACAACUGUGGACAGGGAAGCUAUAUGGGCUGAAGUUGAAAAAGACCCAGAGAAAUGUUUGCUUAAUAACCUUUCUCAGUGUGCAGAAGCUGAACAAGACCUGGACGAGGAAGAUAACAGUGAGCAUACAGAGUCUGCGGAUACUAGCACUGGGCCAGUCGACAGUGAUAAUACAUCAUCCUUUUCUCCUUCUUUGGACCAGCAAGAUAUGAGCAGUGAAGAGACCCACAGUGCCUCAAUCGAUGACAAAGAAAUCUUUAAACAUGUUGGUUCUUCUAAUAUUUAUCCUCCUGACAGCUCCAAAUCCAGUACCAUGCUGAACCUGGUGCGUGCAGAUUCUGAAAAAACACAAGCAUCAGAAUCUCUCUCAAGUGAUGAGGAGAUAGAUGUAGAGCUCCAAGCACUUACUACAUCUAGGUUGCUAAAACAGCAGAAGGAGAAACAGGAGAUAGUUGAGGCUCUAUUCAAGCAUGUUCUCUUGUACCUGCAGCCGUAUGAUUCCAAAAGGGUCUUAUAUGCUUUUUCUGUACUUGAGGCAGUGCUCAAAACAAACCCUAGAGAGUUUAUUGAAGCUGUAGCUACUACGAGCAUGGACACCAGCUCAACAGCUCAUCUGAAUCUCAUCUACAAUCUUCUAGCACGCCAUCAGGAAGCUCUUGUGGGACAAAGCUUCUAUGGAAAGCUUCAGACUCAGUCACCAACUGUGUGUCCCCAUUCAUUAUUAAUAGAAUUGCUGACAUACCUCUGUCUGAGUUUCCUGCGUUCUUAUUAUCCAUCUUACUUAAAGGUGGUGCACAAAGAUAUACUUGGUAAUAGGGAUGUCCAAGUUAAAAGUGUUGAAGUCUUGAUCAGGAUGAUGACACAGUUGGCAGCAAUGGCUAAAUCAACAGAGGGCAAGAACAUAGAAUUUAUUCGCCACUUGCUUGGAGGAUGCAAAAUUCAAGAGUUUGUCCUUCUUUCUCUGUCUGCUUCUAUGUAUGUCAGUCAGAAAUGCUACGAACAUGUAAUGACUAAUAAGACUAAUGGCUGCAGUGAUAUCUGUGUCCUUGAAGAGAGUCUCAUCAAUUUUGGUCGUGAUCAGAUUUGGAGUGAACACCCUUUACAAAUUGAGCUUCUUAAACUCCUCCAAGUGUUGAUAGUCCUGGAGCACCACCUGGGACAGACUCAGGAGGAACCUGAGAACCAGCCAGGUCUGUCGAAGGAAUGGCAAAGAGCUCUGAAUUUUCAGGAGGCAAUUAGUGCCAUGCAGUAUGUGCAUCCACAUCCUAUAACCUCUCAAGGAUUAUUUGUGUCUGCUGUUGUUCGGGGCUUACAACCAGAUUAUGGGUAUGGCAUGCAUCCAGCAUGGGUGGGCUUGGUUGCAUACUCUUUGCCCUACUUUGGAAAGUCUUUAGGAUGGACAGUGGCACCAUUUAUUGUACAGAUAUGCAAGAACCUGGAUGAACUUGUCAAACAGUAUGAGCAUGAAACUCAAAAGAUGUCAUCCAAAGUGUCUGCAAGCAUGCAUUGUAAAAGGGAGAACAUUACACCAGAUUAUCCUCUAACUCUUUUAGAAGGUCUAACUACCAUUGGUCAUUUUUGUCUUUUGGAUCAACCAAACCAAAUAAAAAAGUCAUCUCUGAGUGCUGACCCAACAAGCCUAAGAAAUGCCAGGAAUGCCAUUCUGGAAGAGCUUCCCCGCAUCAUUAAUACCAUGGCUCUCCUUUGGAAUGUCAUAAAAAAAGAAGAAUCCCAAAAAAGACAAGCAGACUUUCUUGGAACAAAAGGAUCUUCUUCAGUUUACUUUAAGGCUACUAAAACAUUGAAGGAUAAAAUCCUGGACUUCUUGAACCCACUCACUGGACACCUUGGAGUGCAGCUUGUAGCUGCAGUGGCAGCAGUGUGGAACAGCAAAAAAUCUCAUAAGCAUCACAUCAAACCAAAGAUUCCUCCUGUAGUGAGUUCAUCUCAGAAUGUACUCCUUGAUCUGGUUUGGUCACUUAAUACUCUGAAGAAUGAAACUAUAUUGCAGCUAAUAAAAGAAGUUGUCAAGAAGCCAUCCCAGAUCAAAGGGGAAGAGAAGGCUACCCUAGUGGAUAUCCCAGUGCUCCAGUUCUGCUAUGCUUUCAUACAAAGACUUCCUAUCUCGGCCUUGCAAGAUAACUUCCAAUCAUUAUUAGUAGUGCUGAAGGAAUCUGUGCAAUUGAAUUUGGCACCACCUGGAUAUUUCCUGCUCCUGAGCAUCCUGAAUGAUUUUGUGACUAGAACUCCAAAUCAAGAAAAUAAGAAGGAUCAGAAAGACCUACAGGAGGUAACCCAGAAAAUAUUGGAAGCUGUGGGAAAUGUUGCUGGUUCGUCCCUAGAACAAACUAGUUGGCUGAGUAGGAACCUGGAGGUGAAAGCCCAGCCUCAGGUUUCUUUAGAGGAAUUCCAUGUUGAAGAUGAUUUGUGUGAUACUUCAGCAAUACCUUCUUCAAUGGUUUCUGCCUCUGCUCCAUCAGUCUAUAGCGUUCAAGCCCUCUCUCUCCUUGCAGAGGUUCUUGCUUCUCUCCUGGAUAUGGUUUAUCGAAGUGAUGAAAAAGAGAAAGCAGUGCCUUUAAUCUCACGUUUGCUGUAUUAUGUGUUUCCUUACUUACGCAAUCACAGUGCCUACAACCUUCCAAGCUUCCGUGCUAGCACUCAGUUACUCAGUUCCCUAAGUGGCUAUGCCUAUACCAAACGGGCAUGGAAGAAAGAUGUUCUUGAGCUGUAUAUGGACCCAGCUUUUUUCCAGAUGGACACUUCCUGCAUUCACUGGCGAGCCAUUAUUGAUCAUCUUCUUACACAUGAGAAAACUAUGUUUAAAGAUUUGAUGAAUAUGCAGAGCAGCUCCUUAAAACUUUUUCCAAGUUUUGAACAAAAGGCAAUGUUGUUAAAGCGUCAGGCUUUUGCCAUUUUCAGUGGAGAAAUUGAUCAAUAUCAUCUUUACCUACCCUUAAUACAAGAGCGAUUGACUGACAACCUGCGUGUUGGACAGACUUCCAUAGUAGCUGCACAAAUGUUCCUGUUUUUCAGGGUUCUAUUGCUAAGAAUUUCUCCUCAACAUCUAACCUCAUUAUGGCCAAUCAUGGUGACAGAACUGAUUCAAACAUUUAUACAACUAGAGGAAGAGUUAGCUGAGGAAGAAGAACCAGCAAAAAACAAUAGCAAAAUUAGCAAACAAAAAGUAUCAGAUGGCAACAGUCUCUUGCUUGGUGACAUACAGCAGAAUGAACUGAAUUUGUAUUUAUCAGCUUGUAAAUUCUUGGACACUGCACUUUCUUUCCCACCUGACAAGAUGCAGUUAUUUCAAAUGUAUAGGUGGGCAUUUGUCCCAGAGGUCGAUGCACAAGCAUACAGCAUGUCUUCAGAUCUAAUGGAAAAUCACCAAGAAUGCAAACCGCAUGCUGUUAGAAUUAUGGAUUUAUUAAAGUUGAAAUAUGGGGAACAAAAUACCAAUGAAAGAAAAACAAAACACCACAGCUUUCCUCUUUUGGAUCUUCAUUCCAUAUCAAAUAUCACACAGUUAAUGCCAUUCUUCAAGAUACUGAGCUGUGCUUUUAAAACAGAGAGCAAUAAACCACUCAGCAUGAAUAACUCAAAGUCCCUCAGAAUGGACUAUCCUGUUGGCAGUGGCACAAGGACCUUAAGACUAUUAGAAGAGUGUGUGGAACGUGAUUUUAUAGAAAAUAUGGAAAAUUAAGCUUCUUUAAAUAGAGUUCCAUGAUUAUUUGAAGCUUGUAGCUGUCAUACAAUUACUUUACAGAAAGGCUGUAAAUACAAGAAUGAAAUAUUUUAAAGUUUAGGGUUCAUCUCAUUUUUGUGUUUGUUUUUACUUCUAAUGUAUUUUACAGUUGUUCUGUGGAUAAUUGACCUGCUGCCCUCAUAUCUGUGGGAACAAGUUGGAAGAAUAAUUUAUGCAUUUCCUAAAGUGAAGGUUUUUUUUUUUUUACUUUGAAAGAAAAACAAAGCAUGUUUGAGUUACUCAAUAGGCAACAGGUUUGCUUCUUAUCUGAUCAAGAUUGGCUUUAAGAUUUCAGAGUUGAAGGAAACAUUUAAAAGCAAAACCUCUAGAAAUAUAUAGCCAAGUCUGACAUACUGGUAGAUGAAGACAUUCUUUUAAAAUAAUUUUAGUUCUGUCUCUAAACAUUUUCACAUUAACAUUGCAAACAAAGUUAGCAUGCUAUUAAUAUUUCAUUCUAGCAAUUCAAUAUCCCAUGAAACAUUUGUAUGACUCUUCUGACAUAACUUUCACAGUCGUAGCCCGGAAGCUUAUAUUUACUCAUCUUACUGAACCAAACAGGACUCCUUUAUAGGAAUGGCCUUUAACCAUAUAUUUUGCUGUACUUUUAGAAGACGUAUUCUUCUAAAAUUAAGAAGAAAAUAUAGACUAAUUUGAAACUCCUGGUUGCCUUUUUCUGGUUGUUCAAUUGGUACUAAAUUGUCAUAGGCCUAUAAGGAUUUUUAAAGAAUAUGGUACAUAAGGACAGUACAGAUCAUGCAAAAUGUGUGUCUAUCUAUACUAUUAUACUGCAUUAGAAGUACAUAAUUUUCUAAGCAAAUAGUUUACAGUUCUGUGCUGAAGCAUCUGUGCAGAUACAAUAUUUACUCUAAGCAUUACAUAAGAAUUGAGACUACUCUUUAUAUUGUGAUUUAAUUUGGAAGGCAUUUGAUUCUAGCCCUUUCUUUUUAAAGCAAUUAUAAUGCACGAGUACAGCCAGGGAAAAUAUUGUUUAUAAUAGCUACAAAUAGUAACAAAAUGAUUAUGUAUUGAACAUAAUACAAGCUUGCUCUUUACAUUUGUUGUAUAUUUACUGUUUUUGUAUACUCUUCUAAAGAAUAAUAUUUCCUUAGCAUGUAUUCUUCUCUUUCCAAUGUGUCCCAGGACUGAGUUCUUGCUGUAGAUCUAGCACUUUUCACUAACAUUUGAACACAAUCCAGCCAAACUUGAACCUUUAUGAUUUAAUGAGAAACUAGAACAUCUACUUAAAUUUCUAUUGAAAUCAAUAGAGCUUUUCCCAGGCUUAGGUUAGUCUGGAUUGUGCCCAAGAUUGUUGUGCAAUAUUAUUUCAACAGAAGUGUGUUCAGAUGUUUAAUGCAAGUGUUUUUAUUUCAUCACUGUCACUACUUUUUUCUAAGUAUCCACUGGUAUCAAAAACACCUGGUGUAUGGUAUGAAGGUCUCAGACAUACUGGCUAGAUUUAUUUCAGCACUUAAAACAGGUGAUUUACUUGCAUAUUUUACCUACCUAUGAGUUAAUAAUAGGUAUUUCAUAUUCAUUUUGAUAUUGGCUUUAUUGUUCACAAUCUUGAAAAGGACUAAAAUGUAAAGCAUUAUUCACGUGUUAAUAUUUUUGUAGACAAAUGGACUUAAGUUUAUAAACCUGUAUUUUUCAUUAUGAAUGUGAACUCUUCUGAAUGUAAAUUAUGUUGCUAUUUUGAUCACUGAUGUGAAGAGGUAGUAUCUAUUAUAAAGCAAAUAAUGCUGCUCAAUAUUAUGUAUUCCUAAUCAUUUGGAACCCUAAACAUUUUCAAAGUGCAAACAAAUGUUGCUAAUGCUCAGGGAAACACAUACUUGUCAUGUGCAAUGCCAGUUUUGACAAGAACUCUCUCUUGCUCUAUUUUGCUUCUAUCCGUACUGGUCAAGUGCAACUAGUAUGAGAUAUUUCACUAUGCGGUUAAAUGUAGAAUUCCAUGUUCAUCACAGAAGGAAAACUUAGCAUCAUUUUAGUAACUUGUUUUUCCACUCAAUUUUAUAUCCAUCUUUUUUCAUCAUCUUCUAUUUUUUCUGUUGCCUUUGAAACUAUCCUAUCCGUGAUAUCGCAUUUAUAUUUUCUGGUUUUUUUUAUCACCUAACUAAAUCAACUGCUUUACCAAAAGAGCUGCUGUCUGGUUUCUAAUAGGGAUCAUUUUUGCAUAAGGUAGAAUCCACUAAACAACUUACUACAUAACACUUAGUCUCACAAAAUACAUUUUAUGGAGGGGAAUUGCGAAGUUGGAGUCAUGAUCACCUGGAAAACUGUAAUGUUUCUGAGUGCAUUUUCUCCAUGGUUUCACAGCUAGAUUCAUCACAUCAAUAUUAGCCAAUUAAUUUGAUUUAAAAUGAUAUUUACUUCUAAAACUUGAAAGCAAGUUGGUUUGGAGAUAACAUUUCAGACUACUAUUGAUAACUAUUUGGUAACUAGCAAUAUCAAAUAAAGAGUGAAAAACUAAUAGCUUUUAAUGGAUACUAUUGCUGUAAAAUUACUGAUUGAGUAGAUACAACCUUAGAAAAUAUACUCUUUAUGAAAAAAGAAGACACUGGAGAUAAGUUUAUGUUGUUUAAAAUUAUUGCCAAAGAAGAGUCAGAAUUUUAUUUGGCAAAUGAGGUCAUGACUGCUGUGUAAGGCUGUAGUGUGUUUUUGAAUGUAACUUUCAUAUUAAACGUUGUGUUUAAAUACA